This is a messenger RNA of Paramisgurnus dabryanus, 944 nucleotides long. The record is from RefSeq and is a predicted model, not a curated record. NCBI's taxonomy places the organism in Eukaryota, Metazoa, Chordata, Actinopteri, Cypriniformes, Cobitidae.
UCUACUCAUGUUCCUACCAGCCUGUCUUUAAUCAAGCACAUGGGAUGUCAAACAGAACAUAUACCUGCUGUGUCUGUUGAAGUCCAAGCCAACCCAGAAAAAAAAUCUAUAGGCAUUCAAUGUACAUUUGCUCCAUCUCUAAAGACAGCUGCCACACAGGUCUCCUUUGCAAAACAGACAGGACAUUUUCGAAGCAAGGGCACACAGGCUACAGUAUUUAAUGUAAGUGUUGGUACAGAGACUGCACAACCUGAACCAUGGAGUCAGCUGUCAUCUACACCAAUAAAGGUUUCUACAUCCAGACUUGGUGCGACACCUGCUAAGCGGCCUCGUAUGGAAUUGCUGGAAGAAGACGAGGAAGAGGAUGAAGUAAACAUUUCAGAUAUUCCACAGCCUCAUGAUUCCACAUAUGAGCUUGGUGACUCUGCUGCAGAUACUGAAAUCAGUGGGUUGGAGGACACUUAUGAUUACACUGACACAAAGUACAUUGUUUUUGAAUACUCUCUCAGAGAGCUUUUUGAAACAUGUCCUUUGUGCAAGCACAACUGCGAUGUCCAACGACGUCGAAUGGGGACAUUUGUGUCAUUCAGUCAGGUCUGCGAACACUGUCAAUAUACCAGAAAGUGGCAGAGCCAGCCUGUGAAAGGAAGUACCCCGAUCGGAAACCUGCAAUUGUCAGCUGCAGUGUACUUCACUGGUGCAUCAUUCAUUCAAAUGGAUAAGAUUUGCAGAGCAAUGAAUCUCCAGAUACACGGAUACAACACAUUCAGAAGGCAUGCACGAUUGUUUCUUGAACCAUCAAUUUAUUACAAGUGGAAGAUGGAUCAGCAGGCCAUGUUCCAGCAGCUACAACAGCAGGGCAAAAUUGCAUUGAGUGGCGAUAUGCGUGCUGAUUCUCCAGGUAAUUUGUAACAUUACAUUAAUUGUAUGUUGGCAAUACUUUG